ACAAGAAGCCCUUGCUUGCCCAUUCGUCUGCUUCUCCUUGCUCGCUUCUACUACUGUGUGUCUCCAUUACCAUCCUCCCUCCCCCACCCCCAAACCCCACCCUUCCCGCACCAUUUCCCUCCCUUUCUGCUCAAUCUCUCGCUCCUGCCCUUUUCUCUCUUCUCCUCUUUUCCUUUUUCGGAGCCAGGAUCGCUCUCAUUUCUCUCAGCUGCCGGCCCUGUGCAUACGUCCCUUCCUACAGCCGAGUUAAAUUUAUUCCCGAGGGUUUUGCAGGAGCGAUGUGGAUUCAGAUAUGGUUCUCCAGAAUCCAAUUGUAUUAGGGAGAUGUGAGUUAGAUGCCUGAAGGCAACUCCAUCAUGUACCUUCCGUUUCGGCAUGAUGCCAACGUUAAAGAGUCCAUGCUUAACGGUUCAGCUUCAACACUUCUCGAUUCUGGCAGCUCAGCGAGACCGUUUGCCUCAUCAGGUUACAGUGCGCAAUCAGGGACUCCCUUUGCCCAUCAUGGAGGUAAUCUUCAAGGAUUGCAUAACGCUCAAGCCAGUUACAACAUGCAGUCGGUUCAAAAUUCUGUAUCCUCGCGUAAUCAGGGACUGGGUGGGAAUCCUUCAAGCGGAGGGCAUCAAUCUACAGGAAAUUUACAGGGUGGUCGUUUUACAUCAAACAAUAAACCAGUGGAUUUUUCUCAGCAAUCAUCGCAUGGCAGCCUUCAUGGGCAAUCAGCAAUGACAAGUCGUGCAGGAAUUAUUGCAGCUGGUAAUCAUUCCUUCAGCAACAGCAUGAAUGGGAUUGGAAGAUUGGGAUCAGGAGGGUCGUUAGGAAGCAAUAUCAUUGGAAGCAGAGGUUCAUUCUCUGGUUUAGGUGGUGGGACUUUGCAGAUGGGUGCCUCAGGACCUCGCAUUUCAAGUACAGUUGGGAGUAUCGGUGGAGGAGGGAGCCUUUCUGGAGGGGGUGGACUCUCUAGAUCUUUAAAUGCCGCGGUUCAGCUGAAUGCAGCUAGCCUUGGUGGAGCACGUGUGAAUAUGAGUUCCUUAAAUAAUAGUGGCGGAAUUAGUGUGCAGGGGCUUGGGCGGCCUGUUAAUUCAAUGCUUCAACAAGGUGUAAAUAUGUCAUCAUCAUACAAUCCUUCUGGAGAUCUACUUGCUAUGAUUAGUAGAGCGUCUCCUCGAGCUGUAUCUCUGUUAGGAAGCAAUUUCUCCUCUUCUCCGGGCCUGAGCACUCAAGGGCAAGGACAGCUGACGAAUGGGCAGCUUGGUAGUCAUGGUCUUAGCAAUGACAGUAGUGAUGGUGUACCAUUUGAUAUCAACGAUUUUCCCCAGCUCACAGCUCGGCAGUCUGGCACUAGUGGGCUACAAGGUUCAGCAGCUGCCUUAAAAAAGCAAGGGGUUGCUGUGAAUGCCAAUGUACAGCAUAAUCAAGGGUUUAGCAUACAGAGUGAAGAUUUCCCUGCGUUAUCUGCCUGCAAAGAUGGAGGAAAUGACUCAACGACAGAGUUGCAACACCACAAGGAGCAGCAUGAAGACUCUCUCGCUUCAGCCAUGCAAUCUCAGCAUUUCACGAUGAAUAGGUCUUCUGGGUUUUCGCUUGGAGGAUCUUAUGCUCCACAUCGUCAACUGCAGCACCAGACAGGUGGUUUGGGCUCAGGUUCUGUGAGUGCUUCUGAGCUGCAGCACCUACAAGCUAGCAUGACGGAUUCAUUUUCAUCAUCACAUGUUCCCUCACCCUCUUACCAAUCUCAGAUUCCUGGAGCGAGUCAGAUUGGAACUGGAGGGGGACAUUUGCAAAGGUCAGGAAGUUUGGCAAGCUAUGACCAGUUAUUACAGCAAUAUCACCAGGCACAACUGAGAGCAGGAGGAGCUGGUAUACAACAACAGCAGUUUGCUCAGUUGGCCAGGGAGUCUAUUAAAGGAUUUCAACAAGGGGGAAUGGCAACACCUCAGGAUCGUUUCGGAUUGCUUGGGUUAUUAAGUGUAAUCAGGAUGAGUGACCCAGACCUCACAACAUUAGCCUUGGGGACGGAUCUCACGACUUUAGGAUUGAACUUGAAUUCGCGAGAAAAUUUGUACAAAACGUUUGCGUCUCCUUGGGCCGAUGGACCUGUACGGGGUGAGCCUGAGUUCACCCUUCCUGAUUGUUAUGUCCAGCGAGCGCCACGAUUACAGCCAGGGUAUUUUUCCAAGUUUCCGCAAGAAACUUUGUUCUACAUUUUCUACAGCAUGCCAAAUGACGAAGCUCAGAUGUAUGCUGCUGAUGAAUUGUACAAUAGGGGCUGGUUUUAUCACAAAGAUCACAAAAUUUGGCUGACCCGCGUUCUCAACGAAAUUCCUCCGGUUACAACUCAGACGUUUGAGCGGGGUGCGUAUUACUUCUUCGAUCACAACACCUGGGACACUGGAAGAAAGGAGAAUUUCGUGCUUCAGUACGAGCAUAUUGAGAAAAGACCACAACUGCCCUCACAAGUGAAAUAGGAUCUGUCCCUCUCUGAGGGUCCUGAACAGAUCUAUUGCAUCAGCAAGCGUUCGGAAGCAAAGCUCAUUUACCCAGUGUUAGACAUUCCAUAUACUUUGAGAAUUUACGAAGAAAUAGAAUUUCAGUGCUGGUGGCUAAUAAAUGCCACGUAAUGUAUUCCAUCUGGUCUCUUGCCACCAAUUUGGGGCUCAAAUGAGAUGCAUUUAUUUACAUUUUACAUGCUUACCCUGCAA
This is a messenger RNA of Physcomitrium patens, 2699 nucleotides long. RefSeq names its product putative NOT transcription complex subunit VIP2. Gene Ontology annotation, cellular component: CCR4-NOT core complex. Lineage: Eukaryota; Viridiplantae; Streptophyta; Bryopsida; Funariales; Funariaceae. Gene Ontology annotation, biological process: regulation of DNA-templated transcription. The record is from RefSeq and is a predicted model, not a curated record.